AUGAACCCAAACUCCAUGAUGGCCGCACUGUAUGUGGGUGAUCUGCACCCUGACGUCACGGAGGUGAUGCUGCUGGAGAUGUUGAGCCCUGCAGGACCCAUUCGCUCCAUCCGUCUCUGCAGGGACAGGGACACCGGCUCCUCACUCGGCUAUGCUUAUGUCAACUUUCAGCAUCGAGCUGAUGCUGAGCAAGCGAUGAAAAUGUUUAAUUUUGAGCUCCUGAUGGGGCGGCCCAUACGGAUCAUGUGGUCUCAGAGGGAUCCAUCCAUGAGGAAAACCGGCAUUGGAAACCUUGUCAUCAAAAACCUGGACAAGUCGAUUGACAGCGGGUCCCUUUAUGACCUUUUCUCCGUCUUUGGAAAGGUCCUGUCGUGCAAGGUGGUAGAAGAUGAGAACGGGUCCAAAGGGUAUGCCUAUGUUCAUUUCGAGUCUAUGGAGGCAGCGGAGUUGGCAAAGAAGAAACUGAACGGAAAGCUGCUGAACGACCGUAAAGUUUUCAUUGAGCACUUUAAGGUCCGUGAGCAGCGUGAGGCUGAGGUGGGCUCCUGCUCUCACCCGUUCAACAUUUAUAUCAAAAACCUGGGAGACGACGUGGACGACAAUCAGCUGAACACCAUCUUCAGCAAGUUUGGUCCUGUGGUGAAUGCCCGUGUUGUGACAGAUGAGAGUGGGAAAUCCAAAGGUUUCGGCUUUGUCAGUUUCCAGAGGCACAAGGACGCACAGCGGGCUCUGGCAGAGAUGAAUGGACAGAUGCUGAACGGUAGGCAGGUGUUUGUGGGUCGAGCGCAGACGAAAGCAGACAGACAGGCUGAACUCAAACAGAAGUUUGAGCGGGUAAGCAGGGAUCCAUCCAUGAGGAAAACCGGCAUUGGAAACCUUGUCAUCAAAAAUCUAGACAAGUCCAUUGACAGCGGGUCCCUUUUUGACCUUUUCUCCGUCUUUGGGAAGGUCCUGUCAUGCAAGGUUGUAGAAGAUGAGAACGGGUCAAAAGGGUACGCUUAUGUCCACUUUGAGUCUAUGGAGGCAGCGGAGUUAGCUCUGACAGAAAUGAAUGGAAAGAUGUUGGGUGGCAAGCGGGUGUUUGUGGGUCAAGCACAGACGAAAGCGGAGAGACAGGCUGAACUCAAACAGAAGUUUGAGUGGCAAGAGCAUCAAAACUACCAGAAGAUGUUCGUUUUCUCCGUGAGCCAGCGUCUCUCAGUGGUGAGCAUCGGCAUGACCGUUGGUGGCACGUCUUGGGUGAUCGGGGCAUCAGAAUUAAGUUGA
Molecule: messenger RNA, 1266 nt
Organism: Neoarius graeffei (lesser salmon catfish)
Lineage: Eukaryota; Metazoa; Chordata; Actinopteri; Siluriformes; Ariidae
Product: polyadenylate-binding protein 1-like
Exons: 10
Coding region: 1-1266 (421 amino acids)
Cellular component (GO): cytoplasmic stress granule; nucleus; cytosol
Molecular function (GO): poly(U) RNA binding; poly(A) binding; mRNA 3'-UTR binding
Source: RefSeq, a predicted model, not a curated record